Messenger RNA from Solanum tuberosum (potato), 656 nucleotides. Its product is annotated as ubiquitin domain-containing protein 1-like. The record is from RefSeq and is a predicted model, not a curated record. The coding region runs from base 176 to 529 and encodes 117 amino acids. NCBI's taxonomy places the organism in Eukaryota, Viridiplantae, Streptophyta, Magnoliopsida, Solanales, Solanaceae. The transcript has 4 exons.
CCAAAAAAAAUAAUUAAAGAAUAGCUGUCAGUGAGAGUGGUGAGCACGCAAAAACAGUCCUCAAAAGAAUCACAAACCAACUCAAAAAUCCCAUUUGAUUUCUCACUUUCCAUACAGAAAUUUAUGUAAAUAAGUCAUUUUCCCCUCAAUAUCUGUUUCUGGGUGAUUCUUGAACAUGGGUUGUUCUGGAUCCAAAGAAAAUGGUACUCUCCUUUUUUUUGAAGCAGCUAAACAGAUACGAAAACCAAAGCCUUGGAAGCAUUCAGAACCUAUUACGAGGGCUCAGCUUGUACAGAUGCGUGAUGAAUUCUGGGACACAGCACCACACUAUGGGGGUCAAAAAGAGAUCUGGGAUGCACUCCGAGCUGCAGCAGAGUCGGAUAUAAGCCUUGCACAAGCAAUCGUGGACAGUGCUGGGAUAAUCGUGCAAGCCCCUGAUUUAACAAUAUGCUAUGACGAAAGAGGUGCCAAGUACGAGUUGCCCAAGUAUGUUCUAAGCGAGCCAACUAAUUUGAUUCGCGAUAACUGAAAACUGAAAAGACAAGGCCUUCAUGUAAAAUACUUCAUUGAGACUGUAAAUUGUUGUAAAUUUAUUCUCACAAGUUAUUUCUUUCGACAAUUGAUAUUGUUUUGUGCAUGAUGGUCCUAUAUCAAGA